AAAGAAUAGAUCACGAACAAUUCUUUGAAUGAAUGCCAGGAGCCGGCUGAUAUAUACUCUCCGGUCAAGCUUUCUCAAGCGACAGUCAGUCAAACGGCAGCGGCUCUCUCGUGAUCUAUACGGCAACAUGACAACCAAGAACAUUCUUUGUGUCUUGCUCUUAGUGGCAGUAAUGUGCAUCUCCCUUGCUCAAAGACUGCCACCACUACGUCCACCUCCGAAAAUCGACAUCAGGAUCCCGCCCCCUCGACCACCUCCGAGGACUCACAUUGACAUUCAAGGUGGCGGGUCUCCCAGAGGCCCUGCAAGGAUCGACGGCACAAUUACACAUGACAUCUACCGCCCAAACAGAGGACCUUCAAUCAAUGUGUGGGGCCAAGGAUCGCACAACUCUCAGUCAGUCCCACGAAACCAGGGUACCAUCGGUGUCGGGGUCAGGAUCCCUUUUGGCAGACGACGUAGACGGCAAUAGCACCUUCUAGGUGGUUCCGACGGCAAACAUAGCACACCGGGAAAAGCAGGACCCAUCCUCCAUCGUGCACACUCCAUUCAACAGGUGGACACCUGGCCUACCAUUAAGAAAGCACAAUCUCUGUCACUUGCGAAAUUAAAGUUGCUUUUCUCUUUA
Messenger RNA from Ornithodoros turicata, 628 nucleotides. Its product is annotated as CREB-regulated transcription coactivator 1-like. Lineage: Eukaryota; Metazoa; Arthropoda; Arachnida; Ixodida; Argasidae. The transcript is spliced from 4 exons. The record is from RefSeq and is a predicted model, not a curated record. The coding region runs from base 29 to 472 and encodes 147 amino acids.